AUGACCAGCUCUGACGAUUCAAGGAACAAAUCCCACGAGGACCUGCGCGACCUCCUGGCGACUGUGCCGAAGGCGGAUAAGUUGAUUGUCCUUGAUGACUUCAACGCCCGCGUUAACAUAAACCAUGUAAUCUGGAGAGGAGUACGGGGUCACCACGGUGUCAACGGCUCCAGAGGCAAUGGCUUGCUCCACCUAAGAACCUACGCAGAAUACCGGAUUACCCUUUUCCGCAUACAGACGCGAGAGAAGGCCACCUGGAUGCACCCUCGAUCGCAACGCUGGGACCUGCUGGACUAUGCGCUCGUCCAGCAGCGAGACCAGUAAGACGUGCCAGGACGAUCUCAGGUGUAGACGGGUGGACCGACCAUGCCCUCAUCAUUCCCAAGAUCCGGAUUCACCUACAGCCUUGCAGGCGACCUCAAGGUAAGCGACCCCGAGGAAAUGUGAUUAUUGUUUUAUUGUCUUUGCCAGCUCACCAUCUCCAUUACAGCAGUGAACUAACUCAAAGGAUGGCCAAUAUUGUAGUCGCCGGAGCGGUCGCCGAGAGUGCCUCCGUGGAGAACCGAUGGUGUCAACUGCGGGACACAGUACAGUCCACGGUCCUGUCUGUCCUCGGUCACGCACGACGCCAACACCAGGACUGGUUCGACGACGCCGCCAUCAGCAACCUGCUCGCCGAGACGGACCGCCUACGCAAAGCCUGCGUCACCCGCCCCACAGACGACAACAAACCAUAG
Messenger RNA from Spirometra erinaceieuropaei, 737 nucleotides. The record is from the annotation of a GenBank genome assembly. NCBI's taxonomy places the organism in Eukaryota, Metazoa, Platyhelminthes, Cestoda, Diphyllobothriidea, Diphyllobothriidae.